GUCAGUCAGUCAACACUACGCAAUCGGACACGGAAUUCGUCACGAUCAGAUCCAAGGAAAAUUGGGCAUUUUGGAGUCGUAGCGAUUGCAUUUGUUUGUUUUAACAACAGACUCAAAAAAUUUGUGGUUUAGUUUGCAGAUUUUAAUAACACUCGUCGGCUAAGACGUUAAAUAUGCAAGUAUAACUACACCGUUCGAAAUACCCGAUCCAGAUUGUGUCAAGAUGAUGACUUUAGGCCGCCAAUUCACCAUCGGAACACUUUACAAUUACGCCGAAGAUACAAUCGUGCCAAAUAUGCGCUUGUGGGAUCCAGACGAUGUGGUCAGUUUGGUCGUCGUAAAAACGAAAAAAAAAGGAACUGUCAAGGUUCAUUCGAUGGCGACUGAGGAAACCAGUGAUAAUAAAGACGAUGUAACAGAAUGUGAUGGGCCUUGGCUAUCUUAUUUAGGAAUGGAUAAUCACACGGCGAUGAGUCUGAUGACCGGCAUGUUGCGUCCACCAUCCGGAAGAGCUUGGCAGUACGCGGCCGACUGGGCGGACUGGAAGGCGGAAACGUUUGUUCGUCAAAACGAAGUGGCGGUACAUUGUUGUUGCUCCAGCAAGAAAGUCUCGGCGCUCGAUUCAAUUUCACAACUGGAAAUCAUUUGCCGUCCAGAAAAAUUAAUAAAGAGCGGAGCCACUCACGUCGUCGUGGCCGUCACUUAUGGCCUGGAAGCCUUUUGCAUUUUUCCCCAUCAACAGCAAAAGUCAAACACGACAAAUGAUGACGAUGACAAAGCCAUUGAAAGAAUGCGGAACUACGCCCGCAUAUUCGCAGAUCGGCUCAUGGACGAUAGAAACCAUUUAGAACCGGAUCAGGAUCAAGAAUGUGACAAAGAGGACGGCGGACAAUGUUUCGUCCCGCUAGACUUGCAGUGCAUUCUCUACAGCGAUUUCAAUCAAGUUAAAAGGGACGGGAAUAAUAGCUGGACUUCUAAGCCCGUCGCAGAACAGUACGAAGCCUGCAGGUCGGUACUGAACCAUCCAGCCAACAUGGCAAUUCCGCUGAAAGUAUUAUUGUACCCACUCCAAGAAUUGAUGCCUAAUAUAGAAGGUAAAACUAAGAUCCCGCGAAAUCUUCGAGAUGUGUCGUUGAAAAUAGUGCUUCGCUGUCAAAUUAUAUGGAACCAUUUGCAACGAAUUCGUUGCGACACACAGUGGCGGUAUCCUACUUUCAUGUAACUGCUACUCGGUGACAGCCUACUAACCAAUUGAUUGAAACUACUUCUCAAUUCUUCUACCUUUUCUUACUCGCCUUACUAAUUUUAUUAGAAACCCCUAUCCGGUGUUCAGCUUACUAAGAAUAAACUAAACCACUUUAAAUUCUUUCCUGCUUUUACUACCCACCCCUUACUUAAAAAGUUUUGGCCACUUCAUUUACGGCAUUGGUUGUAGGAGAUU
This is a messenger RNA of Daphnia pulex (common water flea), 1441 nucleotides long. RefSeq lists its product as uncharacterized. Lineage: Eukaryota; Metazoa; Arthropoda; Branchiopoda; Diplostraca; Daphniidae. The record is from RefSeq and is a predicted model, not a curated record. Bases 224 to 1222 code for a protein of 332 amino acids. The transcript has 2 exons.